GUUAUUAAUGCGUACGAAGUUAAGAAAGAUCGAUAUGAGACUGUUGUUGUUCGAACUGAGGCCUUGAAAGUUAAUCUAGUUGGCUUAGCUCGAGAACAGAGCCGGUCUGAGAGGUUUGCUGAGAAUUAAGCCAUCAUGAUUCCACGUUUGCAGCUCAAUGGAACUGAAGGGACAGCAAUUUGCAGAGUGACAGUAGUAAAUGAAACAAAUGGUGGAGAGAAUAUGAAACCUCUUCAGGGAUGCAUAGUUUCGUCUAAAGAUGAAAAUUUAAAAGAUUUAAUAGGACUAUGGAAAAAUCCAAGUGAUGACCAAAAUAUAUUUUCAAAGCAUAAGUAUUUUUUUUACUCACCAAAUGGUGAGAUAAUAACCAAACAAAUGAAAACAACAGUCAGCUAUCCAAAGACUGGAGAUAGUAAACAUCAUGAAAAGCAGUAUGAGUUGGAAAGAAAUCUCAAUGCUGUUGUUGUUAAUGAGUGCCAUUUCUUUCUUUUGUGUGAAUCUAAAGAGCUUGAUAAAUGCUCUUUUUUAAAGAAGCAUAGAAUUAAUGGAAUUAGGUUGAAUCAAACCCUAGGAAAUGAGGUUUAUGGACUAGGUAAAGACCACUUGGGUUUCAUCAAGUUGAAGAUUGAAAAAUGUGAGGAUCAGCCAACAAGCAAUGAAUAUAAGGUUCAGAACCUGAGUGAUGAUGGAUUUAAAAAUCUGUUGGAUGUGCCUGGGCCAAUUAUUGUGGUUGAACAGCUGGAAGAAAAGACUAAAAAAAGAAAAGAAAGAAAGAUUUUAGUUGGGUCAUUUGUAAAGGUUACCGGGAAAAGUCACAGAAUUUCUUGUUCUGUUUUUGAAGUACCAGACAGAACUACUGAUAGAUUGGGAACCAGCACUAAGGGACCAAAAGUUGAUCGGGAUAGCGAUAGUGAGAACAAAGGAGGCAAUGAACCAUCAGAGAAUGCAGAUAAUUUUGAUGGCUACAAUCCAAAAUCAGACAUGGCAAAGGUUAAUUCUUCUCUAGAAGAUGUAGAUGAUGAAAUUAAAAUUGAUGGUCGUGGAAAAAACAUGAAGGAAACUAGUAAAUUUUCCUCUUCAAAUAGCUAUGUAUGGCGAGAACUAGAUCUUAUUCAACAAAAACAACAGCUGAAUGAGAAGCUAGAAGAGAGUAAUAAACAGUUGGAAAAAAGUCAGCUGAAUGAGAAGCUAGAAGAGAAUAAAAGACAGCUCAAGAAAGAACUUAAUGAGAAGCAAGAAGAGAAUAAAAGACAGCUCCAGAAAGAAAUGAAUGAGAAGCAAGAAGAGGAUAAAAGACAGUUCAAGAAACAAAUGAAUGAAAAGCAAGAAGAGGAUAAAAGACAGCUCCAGAAACAAAUGAAUGAAAAGCAAGAAGAGGAUAAAAGACAGCUCCAGAAACAACUGAAUCAGAAGCAAGAAGAGGAUAAAAGACAGCUCCAGAAACAACUGAAUGAGAGGCAAGAAGAGGAUAAAAGACAGCUCCAGAAACAACUGAAUCAGAAGCAAGAAGAGGAUAAAAGACAGCUCCAGGAACAAAUGAAUGAGAAGCAAGAAGAGGAUAAAAGACAGCUCCAGAAACAACUGAAUGAGAAGCAAGAAGAGGAUAAAAGACAGCUCCAGAAACAAAUGAAUGAAAAGCAAGAAGAGGAUAAAAGACAGCUCCAGAAACAAAUGAAUGAAAAGCAAGAAGAGGAUAAAAGACAGCUCCAGAAACAACUGAAUGAGAAACAAGAAGAGGAUAAAAGACAACUCCAGAAACAACUGAAUGAGAAGCAAGAAGAGGAUAAAAGACANAGACAACUCCAGAAACAACUGAAUGAGAAGCAAGAAGAGGAUAAAAGACAACUCCAGAAACAACUGAAUGAGAAGCAAGAAGAGGAUAAAAGACAGCUCCAGAAACAACUGAAUGAGAAGCAAGAAAAGAAUCAAAGAAAGCUUGAAAUGUUUUUGAUAAUUUUUGCCAUUUAUGUUACCAUCACUCAGGUACUGUUUUUUUUAAGCCUUGGGAUUUUGGCUUACUUUAUAUUUCAUAAAAAUGGAUAAAAUCCAUAACAAAAUUAAUAUAACCAAAUAAUUCAAUUAAACAGACUCUAUUGUUAUCAUAAACAAAAAAUGAGAUACAACACUUGAUAUGGGUAAAAAGCAAGACAGCAUGCACAGAUAAUAAUGCAAUUAUUGCCCUGUUGGCUGACUGUCAGCCAUGGUCAGCUGACAUCCUGCCGUUAAUAAUAAACGAUAGAUGUGUUGAUCAUCACAGUGAAUGAGCGAUCUAAGCGAACGCUGUAAAGAAAGACUUGAAAAAGUGAUUUCAAGCUUCAACAGGAAUCAAACCCAUGACCUCCGCGAUGCCGGUGCGAUGCUCUACCAACUGAGCUAUGAAGCCAAUCAUGUUGGCGAGCGGUCAUUUUCGUUGGGUUCUUCAAGCCCCCAUAAAUACGAAGUGUGGAAAUUGAAUGGGCAGUUCUGCCCAUUUAAUAAUUAAAUAAACCUUCGCAAUUCUUAACAGGAGGGCAGAAUGAGUUGAAAGCAGCUGAUAGUUUACAACCAGGGCAGGUACUAGUGCGUGUCUUACGUUUUGAGGCUUUGUAAGACUUGUAGAGAAAUAUAUGCGAGUAAAUGGAGAGAUGAUAAGCGAUAAAUCGGACGUAAUUAACAACGGGAAAGAACCAUGAGGUCCAUGAAACCGAUACUCACAUACUCUACCAUUCCACAUUAACUUAUAUUAAUAAUUAAUAUAUAUUUUAUAGUAUAGCUACCUAUUAAUCCCAUUUAGGCAACUGACCAAAUAUUUUCUUAAUUGGGCAGUUCUUGUAAAUUAAAAAAUAAAGGACCUUAUACCUUUUGCAUUAAUACAAAGGAGUAUAAUUUUGUGUAGUUCCAAAAAUUAUCCAUACCCCCCUCAUGGAGGAUUUUUUUAAAGACUACCCUAUCCACUGGAAAUUCCAAUUUUCUUCAAUACAAACUCUGUAAUUUUUGUUCCUUCUCUGACCCCCCUUCUCUUCGGAAAUUUCAAAUUCCUCUGUGGGAUGGCAUGGGUAUGGAUGAUUUCUGGAACUACACAUUCACUUGAGUGACCAUGAAACACGUUUUCCAAGUCAGGGUUGAAUUUGAAGUGUUCACGCAUUUACCCUCUUUGUCAAAUUCAAACUAAACUUGAAGCCAUUGUUUCAUGGUCACUUUUGUUAAUAAGCAGAUUCGAGAAAAGGACUAUAUUAGCUUUCGUGUUUAAAGUCUGUUAUCCGGCUGUGUAUCUAUGACAGGACCUGUAAUCUUCUCCACAAAUGAACUCAAUGCUUCACGCACAUCAUCUAUUUUGUCUAUAGAGCAUGGCUUAAUAAGCCACUGCCGAUUUCUUGCUAGAGUUUUCAAGUCUAAAAGUUCUUCCAACUAAAAAUAAAAAUAUAGAAAUUUAAGCAA
Messenger RNA from Actinia tenebrosa (Australian red waratah sea anemone), 3417 nucleotides. RefSeq lists its product as uncharacterized. NCBI's taxonomy places the organism in Eukaryota, Metazoa, Cnidaria, Anthozoa, Actiniaria, Actiniidae. The record is from RefSeq and is a predicted model, not a curated record.